AUGGAUUCGGAUCUGCCAGCCGACCACGAGUUUCAGUACGAUUACUUGUUCAAGAUCUUAUUGAUCGGGGAUUCGGGAGUCGGAAAAUCCUGUCUUCUUCUUCGAUUCGUCGACGACUCACACAGAGAGAGCUACCAGACUACGAUCGGAGUCGAUUUCAAAAUAAAAACGAUGAGAGUGGAUGGGAAGGUAGUAAAACUACAGAUAUGGGACACAGCUGGACAAGAAAGAUUCAGGACGAUAACAUCGUCUUACUACAGAGGAGCUCAUGGGGUCAUGAUUGUUUAUGACAUCACCAAAAGGGAAUCUUAUAAUAACCUACACAAGUGGCUAAUGGAAGUAGAGACCUAUGCCUCAGAGGGGGUUCACAUGAUCCUUGUAGGAAACAAAAUAGACUUAGAUACAGACCGGGAAGUCCAACCAGAUGCCGCCCAGGAAUGGGCUGCUCUUCACGACAUGCCUUUUGUGGAGACAAGUGCUAAAGGUGCUAAGAAUGUCAAGGAAGCAUUUCUGGUGCUAUCACGGUUAUUAACCAAGCACAUAGCCAGUAAUGAAGCAAGACGAAAAGGACUUGUUAUAGGAGCUAAUGGGGAGAUCUUAGAAGUGGAGGAGUGUACAGAAAAUAAUAAAUGUUCUUGCAAUUAG
Molecule: messenger RNA, 645 nt
Organism: Nematostella vectensis (starlet sea anemone)
Lineage: Eukaryota; Metazoa; Cnidaria; Anthozoa; Actiniaria; Edwardsiidae
Product: ras-like GTP-binding protein YPT1
Exons: 2
Coding region: 1-645 (214 amino acids)
Biological process (GO): protein secretion; regulation of exocytosis
Molecular function (GO): GTP binding; GTPase activity
Source: RefSeq, a predicted model, not a curated record